Messenger RNA from Acaulospora morrowiae, 1834 nucleotides. The record is from the annotation of a GenBank genome assembly. Lineage: Eukaryota; Fungi; Glomeromycota; Glomeromycetes; Diversisporales; Acaulosporaceae.
AUGGCUAGUCAGAUUAUUAUUGUUGGUGGUGGACUAUCGGGGCUCUCAGCCGCCCACACUGUGUUAGAACGCGGAGGAAACGUCCUUGUUAUUGAUAAGAACUCCUUCUUUGGCGGUAAUUCCACUAAGGCCACCUCUGGUAUAAAUGGUGCUUUAACCAAAACCCAGAUAGGCAAGUAUUAUAGAAUACCUACACCUAAUUUCAAGAUAUCGUUCUAUUAUAUGAUUAUGAGCACGGGUCAUUUAUCAAAAACGGCAUCUUAUAAUUCUCCAUAUCUUAUAAAGGUGCUUACAGGAAAUUCAGCCUCUGCUGUAGAAUGGCUCCAGGAUAAAUUCAAACUAGACCUUUCACUCGUUUCAAGAUUAGGUGGUCAUUCUCAUCCACGUACUCACCGUGGUAAAGAAAUGUUUCCCGGCAUGACCAUCACCUAUGCAUUAAUGGAGCGCUUCGAAGAGAUUGUCGAAAAACAGCCCGACCGAGCUAGAGUCAUUAUGAAAGCACGUGCUACCAAUUUGAUUAAAGAAGGUGAUGCGGUUGUCGGUGUCGAAUACGUCAAAGACGGCCAGACCUUUAAGGAAUACGGUCCCGUAAUCUUGGCUACGGGUGGUUAUGCUGCUGAUUUCACUGAAGAUUCAUUGUUAAAGAAAUACCGUCCCGAUAUAUAUGACCUACCUACCACCAAUGGAGAUCAUUGUACCGGUGAUGGUCACAAAAUGGUUCUUGCCAUUGGUGGAAAAGCCAUUGAUUUGGAAAAAGUUCAAGUACAUCCUACCGGCUUGGUUGAUCCAAAAGAUCCUAAUUCUAAGAUCAAAUUCUUGGCUGCUGAAGCUCUCCGAGGUGUUGGUGGUUUGCUAUUAAAUGCCGAUGGAAAACGGUUCUGUGAUGAAUUGGGUCACCGUGAUUACGUUACUGGUGAAAUCUGGAAAACUAAGUCGCCAGUUCGUCUCGUGCUUAACAGUAAAGCCUCAAAAGAGAUUGAAUGGCAUUGUAGACAUUAUAGCGGUCGUGGAUUGAUGAAGAAAUUUAGCUCUGGUGAUGCAUUAGCAAAAGAAAUUGGAAUUCCCGUUUCACAAUUGAAAGCGACCUUCGAUGAAUACAAUGAAAUAGCAGCAGGCAGAAAGAAAGAUCCAUAUGGUAAAAAGUUCUUCCAUAACGCGCCAAUUUCCGUCAACGACGAAUUUCAUGUUGCCCUAAUGUCUCCAGUGUUGCAUUACACGAUGGGUGGUGUUGAAAUCAACGGUGAUUCCGAAGUGAAAGAUGUGACAGGAAAAGUUAUACCUGGUCUUUAUGCAUCUGGGGAAUUAGCCGGAGGUGUCCAUGGGGCAAACAGGUUGGGUGGUUCAUCUCUUUUGGGAUGCGUGGUAUUUGGUCGGGUUGCUGGUGAUGCUGCGGCACAUUAUCUCCUUCAGAAUUUGUCUGCCAGCCGUCGUCUUGGUCAAAUUGCCGGACAACUGUCUCCAUACCAGACCACCAUUUCUGUGGACCCAAAUAACCAAAAAGUGUCUUUAGAAAUCUCAUGGGGUCAACAAGGUGGUGGUGCGAGUCAAAAUGUUCAAGAGAAAUCUUCUGUUCCUGCAUCCGCACCUGCUCAACCAGAGAAGGCUGAAUCACCAAAAGUAUUAAAGGAUUACACUCUCAGUGAAGUAGCCAAACAUAACACUGAAAAAGAUUGUUGGGUAGUUGUUAAUGGUCAGGUUUUGGAUGUUACUAAUUUCCUUCCGGAUCAUCCCGGUGGCAAAAAAGCUAUUUUACUAUAUGCCGGAAAGGAUGCGACAGAAGAGUUUAACAUGCUACACGAUAAAGGUGUUGUUGCUAAAUACGCAAAGGAGGAAA